Molecule: messenger RNA, 7804 nt
Organism: Oncorhynchus mykiss (rainbow trout)
Lineage: Eukaryota; Metazoa; Chordata; Actinopteri; Salmoniformes; Salmonidae
Gene: hsbp1l1
Product: heat shock factor binding protein 1 like 1
Biological process (GO): cellular heat acclimation
Cellular component (GO): cytosol; nucleus
Molecular function (GO): transcription corepressor activity
Source: RefSeq, a predicted model, not a curated record
CAGAAAGGUGCAUCAUGGGUUAACUAGGUGUCAAUGAGGGAAACGCCUACAGCUCAAAGCUAGAACAUCUCGGGAAAAGUCAGAAAAUUCAGCAACAGAAACUAAUUGGAGUUUUAAAUUAUACAAACAGUAGCAGACAUGUCGUGAAACAUUGAAACUGUUGCCAAGAACGACCCGCAGCGUCAGGGACGCACAGCUUCAAAGACAAAUCCCAUUGAUUUUGAAACGACAGCUGAAUCAGGAUGACGGAAUCCAACUCAAAAGCUGCAAAAGAAUUGACAGAAAUUAUGGAAGCGACUAUGCAGAAUCUUCACAGUAAAUUUCAAAGCAUGUCUGACCAGAUUGUUUCAAAAAUGGAUGACAUGGGGACUCGAAUUGAUGACCUGGAGAAGAAUGUUGCCGACCUCAUGACCCAGGCUGGUAUGGAUGAGCAGCAGACUCCUAAGUGACCAAGCCAUCAGGUUAACACAUAUCAGAUCAGCUAACUUCACUUGAUUUCUGAGGUUCCACUAAAGACAGAUGUGGCAUGACAAAAGGCCACACAUAGGCAGGUUAUUACUGAUCUAUUGUUAUGUAACAGCCUAUGGCAUAUGCUUUCUCAUUUAACGGGAUGUCAUUUGUGGGGGAUUUUACAAUGUAAACACAAUACAUAGAAAAAACUAUAAUACAAAAGAAUUCCAAGUCUUUCCUCGAUCUUCCUGUCAUCGCAGCACUACCCAUAGCAUUUCAGAAGAAACAAGUCACAUAUACAUACAGAUUAAACAUAUGGGCCAAUUUUCCAGACCCAGAUUAAGCCUAGUCCUACACUAAAAACACACUUUCAAUGGAGAUUCCUUAUUGAGAAAGAAGCUAGUCCUUGACUUAAUAAUCAAUCUGGGUCCAAGAAUACAGGCUGUGAAGUGAUAACUAAAUGGCAAUAUAAAAUAUGAGCAUAACAUUUAUUAAAUCAAAGACACCAAAUGGUUUUUAUAACUGCUGUUGAAAAAAGAUGACUUGGCUAUAACAUAAAAGAGAGCAGGACACCUCGAUCUGAGCCUUUUUGUAGUCCAGCUGUCUAGAAAGUCUCAUAAUGAAAGGACAGAUUUGCUCCCAUUGGGCUUCACACAAAGCAAUGGAAAGGGAAGAACCAAUCAGUAUCUGUAUUUUGUGGAGUAGUCCUUAGGAGAUACAACCAGACCUCGUCCUUUUCUCGCCCCUCGGUAAACGGUCUCAAAAAUGUCAAUCAUCUCCUGCUUGUCCUCCAUGGUCCAGUUGAUCUUGUUGUUGUUACCAGUCCCCAGAUCUAUCAUGAUGUGCUUGUUCCUGGAAGAGUACAGAAAGAAUAUUUCAGUUUUCACAAAAAGAGGGCAGCAAAGAUGGGAGCAGGCUGUCCACUGAAGCAGCUUGGAGCUGGUUGUAUUAAAGACAUGAUCAGGAACCUGGGCGACUAGUAUUUUUUAAACCUCACAAUUUGGGUUGGAUGUGUCAAUGUGUAGCUCAUACAUGCAAUAGAUUUUUACAUUUUAAUAAUUUAGCAGACACUCUCAUCCUGAGUGACUUACAGUAGUGAGUGGAUAUGUUUUUGUACUUUUUCCAUACUGUAUAAUCUAGGAGCAGAAUUACUGUUUUUACCUCAAUUAGCUACGAAAUCCCUAGUUUGAAAGCCAUUUCCACCUACAUUUUACCCCACGUGGGCCAGCCCCCUAGCAAUUUGAGUUCUAGCCAAUGAGCUUCAGCCCCUCGUCAAUUGAGUGACAGCUAACAGGAUGCACACAGCAGAGAAAUGACAGUGCAUAUACGCGACGUAGUAACGGGACAAAGAAAUCCCAGCCAGCCAAACCCUCCUCCCUAACCCAAUUGUGGUAAAUAUUUGCAUCAAAACUAGAGAUUGGUUUGAAAUGGAGGUGCAACCUGAUGACAACGUGAAACUCACCUGAAGAAGAACAUGACGGUGCAAGGAUCAUACAACUCGUACAUCUUGUUGAAGUCCGGCACCGCUGUGAUGUCCACCAAAUAUAUGACUGCAAAGUUUUUCACCUGUAGGGAAGAAUAGUGAUGUUUGUACAGUAAAAAUAGCAACGUUCAGUUGUCUUCACAAAUGUGAAAUCCAAACAUCAACAAUGGUACAGUAAAAUGCAUAUUACCUUUUCAGCUACGCUGUACAACACCUCGUUCAUUUUCAUACAUGUUGGGUCCCAAUCGUGUCCAAACCUAAUGACCAGGGCUCUAUCCUCCUCGGAUAGAAUGGCUUGGUCGACCUGCCAGCCGUUGUGGAGAUGCGGCAGCAUGUACGACAUCUUGAUGCUGCAGUGUUAACAUGUAUCCUGGGAGAGUAAUGUUGGGAAGUAACACGUUUGGUUAGCUAGCUAGCUAAUGUUAUAGCGAAAUACUUGAUAUCUGGGCUGGAUCUUGUCAACAAUGUUUACUAACGUAAGCUACAUAUACUGUGUACAACGUUGUUCUCAACAAAAAGUAACAAAUGCCGCUAACAGAAGACCACUUUCUUUAGAUAUUAACUAAGAUAUUGAUAAUUAAAAAUGAUUAGCCUGGCUAGCUAGAAACAUGGCUUAAAUAGCUAGCAUGCCUGUCUUGGUAUUUGCUAGAAAGUGAGAGUUACAUUUUUUAUUUAACUAGGCAAGUCAAUAAAUAACAAAUUCUUAUUUACAAUGACGGCUUACGCCGGCCAAACCCGGACGACGCUGGGCCAAUUGUGCGCCGCCUAUGGGACUCCCAAUCGCGGCCGGUUGUGAUACAUCCUGGAUGAAUGGGCUCAUUAUAUUUUGUAAUGGAACAGCAGGGAGCAGGUCUCGAAUCCUCGACCUUCUAGCCCGAAGUCCAGCGCGCUAUCGAAAGUGCCGCAAAAGCAUGCUCGUGCGGCAGAGUCGAUUUCCGCGAUUAUAAACACAGGGUCGUUACACUAUAUGUUUUUAAACGCUUACCGUACGAAAUGAUAUUAAGCGCCAAAGCCUUAACUAAACCAGACUGUUAGCUUGGGUCUAUUCAGACUGUACUAUCUUUGAUCCGUUGUGUGUGAAAAGAUUAACGAAAUAAAAACAAUUUCUGUUGUUUACGCCUGCGCAUUGCGUCACUAAAAAGCGACAAAACGAACAGACGGUGCAUAACAUAUCGCUAGCUGGCUAAACAGAUAAGUAUGCAUCAGUCUUUUUUACAAUAGCACACUUUGGUUAGAGACCACCUAACUCACAGAUACUUUUCUUAAAUAUAAGUUACAGCAGGGAAAUAUUAAUCCAUAAGAAAUCAAUUAUUCUGCACAAUUCAGCAACAACGCAUUAGUAGGCUCAAACCUUCAAGUCUAAAUAAAUGUUUUGUUUCGCAAGGACUGAACCCAAAUAAAACCCAACAGGUAUAGUACAUACGAAAACUGACAAUCAAGUGACACAGGAAGAAGGUGAAAAAAUAACAUAAAUAAACAAAUCCAGAGAGAAAUUAGCAUAUUAAAAUCAAGUUAAACACCAGGGGAGGUUGUUUUUUCCCCAAAAAUAAUAUUUCACAAAAUGACUCGACAAAAGAAACAAAACGCAACAUAAGGGUGAGGAAAGCAAAGGUGAAUGUUACCAUUUCUUCGGGAAAUGUACCUUUUCUAGUUUAGUCAUAUUUAUCCUGAUGAAGACAGUUUGGCUGUCAAAACGUUAAAUUGCAUCUGAGCUCCUAGUGUGCGGCUCUCCUUUUUCAAUUAUUUAUUUUAGCUACCUUAGAAGUGCUUACUUUGGAGCCUGACUAACAUCUAUUGAGUAGCAAUGUCCCAUACAUUGAAUGGCCAAAUAAAUUGGAGGUAUCUACAAAUCAAGUGCUGAAGCCACAUUAUCCAAAAGAAAGGCUACAUCUAAUCGUUUUUCCUAAAAUGAAAAUGUUAAUGAUUCGAUUCACCACGAUUGAGCUGGAUCCCAACUAAAAUAAUGGCAAAGUGAAUCAUUCGUUUCGUCAAAAGAAUCGUUGAACUUUUUUUGAAGGAUUCAUAUGAUUCAUUUAAUCAAAUUUGUAUGGCUUUAUUCGCGAGUGUCAGUGGAACGUUUUUUGGGACAUGGCGAAAACAUGAAUUCAUGCUAUCAAUCGCUAAACAAACUAGAGGGUACAAUAUAUGUUUUGAAUUGGCUACCUAGUUAGUUUAUUUUAUUUCAUAUUGUAUAAACUAGGCCUACCUGCCACUGCAAUGUCCCACUGUCUCUCUCUCCUUGAGCGACGGCCCACUCAUCUCGCACACACGCAGGUGAUGCUUGCAAACACUAAGUGUAAUACCGAUCCUGGAUGAUAUGCUGAUUAUUUGAUCAAAAUAAAUAACUGUCUCAAUAAAUUGCAUUAACAUAAAUUAUCAUUGGAAAAGACACAAUGUUCGCUCACCAUUUAACAUUCUUAGUUUUAUUAAGCAAGUUUAAAAACAUUGACGUUUCGGCCUUCAGAAUAAUCAUAGAGGGAAUGGGCAUGCGGAAGACAAUUAGGGAGAAAACUCUUCAGCUGGUGGUGCUGAGAGACGGUGUGGGUAGACCAUACACGUUGGUACUCAGGGUGUGGUGUACUAUGGUCAAUGUCUCCACCUAGUGAUGAAAUACUGAAGUGGAACCAGUAAAAAGCCAUUUGAAAACUGGGCAAGCUUUUUUCAAAUACAGAAGGUGUAAUUGAUAUACAACCAUUACUAUAUAAUACAUAUUGAAUAUGUUGGGUAUUGAAAAAAAUAAACAGUGCUAAGCAAAACUAGAUAUAGCAACAAAUAUCAAAAGAUUAGGCAAAUAGGUCUAACUGGUUUAGUUAGUGCACGACUAAGCUUCCUCCAUGUGUGGCACUGGAACAACAAAUAGAUGGGGCCCUUCACAAAAGCAUACUAUAGUCCUCUCUAGGUUAAAACCUCUGGGAACUAAAAUAUCUAAGAAAUGGAUCCAGAACGUCUGUGACUUUCCAAAAUAAAAUAACUCACAAAGCAAGUGUCCUCGGUCUUUGAAAUGGAGGGCCACUGGGCUGUUGGGGUCAGCACAUCGAAUGGCCGACACUUCGAUUGCUCACAUGGGCAACGAAUCGCAUAGAUCACAUUGCGAGAAUUGAAAUUGAUGGUACUUUUGAUUUUUAUGUCUCGACCCAAUCUGGGGUGCAAGAAACUUUUAUACGUUUGGUGUACUGGCAUUGCAUACAAUUGCCACAUGUAGUUAGCAGGGGGAAUAACGAGGAGACUGGUCUUGUUUGCGCUUUGGCUGGCGGCGGAUCAGCCAGCUUUGUCUUUAGCUCUAUGGUAAGCGGCCGCAGGAGGCUGUUGAAAUGAACUAGCUAGUGCUGAAUUUGAGUGUAAAAUAUGCCAAUGUUUUUUUGUGAUGCCUAGUAGUUCUGGACUUUAUAGAGUGUAGGUAGUGACCAGUUGGAUGGAAUGUCUUAUCUCUAGGGCUUGUGGGCUUACUCAGUAGUUGUGCUCUAGGAACAUCAGUUCUGAGUGUGGAGGAAAUUGUUUCUGUCAGUGUUCUUUCUGAAUAGAUCAGAUGAGAGGAAGGUACCUGUUUUAGUGAUGCAUACAUCCAGGAAGUCUAGUCCUCCCUCAUCAAGUUCCAUAGUGAAGCACAGGUGUCCUUUAAUGAAAUUAUUCUGAAGGGUAUUGAAGGCCGAAACAUCAAUCUUUUAAACUGGCUUAAUAAAACACAUUUUUAAUGUAGAGAGAGUUGCGCCUUUUCCUUUCCAAUGACUUCUAACAUUUUUAAGUUGCACCUCGACACUAUGAUUGAGCAUCCUCCAUUACUUUUCCAGGUCUGGAAAACAAUGAUUUUCUUGACCGUAUGAACGCUGUAAAUACUAUUCAUGCAACAUUUCAUUUAGAGCUUAAUUGAGUGCAACAAUUAGGGCUGGCACAAUUACCGUAUAACUGUGUAACCAACGGUUAUGAAUAAAGACAAUCAAAAUCAAAUCAUUGUAACCGUAAACAUUUUUUUACAAAAAUUGUUGGAACCAACAGCUGAUUUAAGACUGGACAGCAGGGCAGUCUGUGGCAAUUAGACUGGUAAACUCUUGGGUACCCUCGCAAUGGCUACUUGGUUUUGUGAUGCAAUAAUUUCCAUUGUAGUGUAAAAUGUUCAUUAAAAUUAUGUUAACUGAUGUGCCAUGGAAUGGAAUGUAUUUUUUGAACUGUCAGUGGAGUUAAAAUAAAUCAGAUGGAUACACUUCCUGCUUUUACUUCGUGCAAUGGCUGCUAGUCCAACCAUUAUGCCAUCACUAGCUACGUUUCAAUGAAUUUUUCCAGUGAUUUGUCAACAUUUUAAAAGUUAGCAUAGAAAAUAGAUACAAUUGCCUACUGUGAGAUUCCAUUGAACAAUUGUGUCGAUAAAAACAGCUGGACUCAAUGACAUCACACCAACAAAUAAAACGUUGUUGCAAAAUAUAAAUAUUUUUUUAUAUCCUUUUAGGCAAAUUCUGCAUUAAUAAAUUAGCUACAGUCUGUAUGCCCUCCCACAUACAGUAUCUGUUUCAUGUCUCCGGUAUCCAGUGAAAGCCAGAAUCAAUUCAUAUGCCAAUUUGCCAUAAUUAUCAUGUGCGAACAAAUCGCCACGGUGAAAUCUGCACUCCUGUAGAUCUGAAAUAAUUGGAUGGUGAAAAUUGCAUCCACUCAAGCAAGGUGAAGAAGCAAUUCAGGCAUUCUUGAACUGCAAAUAAACAUUUUUAUAUUGAAACUUCACAAGCAGUAGGCAUUUAGAAUGUACAUGGCGGCACCCCACGGGAGGUAAAUCAUUGGAUCCGAUUCCAUACAAUCUAUGAGGACUGCAACCAUACAUUAUUUAUGCCCAAGUCAUGUUUUUACUUCCAUCUGGUUAUUUAGCUCACAGUCACCCUGUUAACAUAUAGGUUAUGGAUUUCGUACAGAAAAAGUGUUUGCAAAUGCAACUGGGGCCAUGACAUUAAGUGCCUCGCGUACCUUCAACAUUAUUCUGCAAUCAAUUAUUCUAAAGAAAAAAAAAACACUGGUUUCCAUCAUAAUUUGUCACAAUAAGGAAAGUGAUAAGGAACUGAUACAUUUUUUGUUGUCGAUCUUUCGAAAUUGUAUUCUUUAUCGGCUGUUCCCAUUACACGUAACAAUUUUUGUUUCUGCAGCAUUGCUUUUGUUGAAUAAACCCGAGUCAAUGGAAACCUGCCUAUAGACAUGAAUGCGGACGUCAGUUAUAUUCAUUAUAUUUUAUUGGCAGCACAUGCAGUCAGGAGCGGCGGGGAGGAGAAAAUGUACAUCAAUAUAUUGUUUUGUUAUUCAAACGGUUAUUACGGUGACCGUGGUCAUUUGGCUGGCCAAUUACCAUUAUCCAAAAUUCUAUGACUGUCACAGGCCUAGCAACAAUAGGAAGCCUAUCGUCUCACAGCCAAUAGGCUAUAUUAAUGAACAUACAGCUACUGUAAUUACGCAGCACAGUCAUUUCACAUUUGCCAAAACGCAAUUUGCGGGAAAACACCGUUCUAAAAGCGAACCUGAUGCAAGCGGUUUAUGUGACAGAUGACAAUCCCUGUUAGAAAUUUAGAAAGAGGGGAAAUAUGAAGAUGCAACAACUAGGAUAAGGGUUGCUAUUAUGACUAGGAUUGUGGUUUUAGUUUGUGGACAACGAAAUAAAGUUAAUAUGAAAAACAAAACAACAAGAGAGAAAUGCUGGUUUCAAUGAGUAAGCCUUUAUAAAAUAAUUCCAAUGGUCGGAUUUUGGCACGGCUACUUUUAAGCAAUGCAAGACAUGCCUCAUAAUAUCAGGUAAAACAUCCAGUUUUACAAAAAUUAAGUAUAUGUUUUAAACAUGCAAACUGACUGCAGCUCAGAGGGGUGGUGGGUGAUGCCCUGUCUUGAAAAAAAAAAAAAAAAAAA